This is a messenger RNA of Paramecium sonneborni, 2038 nucleotides long. The record is from the annotation of a GenBank genome assembly. NCBI's taxonomy places the organism in Eukaryota, Ciliophora, Oligohymenophorea, Peniculida, Parameciidae.
AUGUUAGAGGAUGCAUCAUUGUUAUCAUGUUAUAAGAUUUGUGGAGAUAGUUCAACAAUUUGGUUUAAUUAAAUAUGUCCUUUUGUUAUUUGUGCAUCUGGAUAUAAUAAUGUAAAUGAUUAAUGUAUACCAAUUUGUGGAGAUUUAUAAGUUGUUACAGAAGAAAAUUGUGAUGAUGGAAAUUCUAUCUAAUUUGAUAGAUGUCAUAAUUGUAGAUUUUAAUGUCCUGUUAAAUGUACCACCUGUAAUUUUGCAACAGUAUUUCCGUGUCCUGAUAUUUGUGGUGAUGGAAUUGUUAGUGGAUUAGAAGAAUGUGAUGAUUCUAAUAAUAUUUAAUUUGAUGGAUGUUAUUAAUGUUUAAUUGAAUGUUAACCUGAAUGUACAAGAUGUAACAAAGGAGUAUGUACUAGUUGUCUUACUUUUGGUUGGGUAUUAGAUCCUUACACAAAACGAUGUAUUGAAACUUGCGGAGACAAAUAUUAUGUUGGAAAUGAAUAAUGCGAAGAACUCAACACUCUAAUGUUAGAUGGAUGUUAUAAUUGUAAAUUGUCAUGCUAAAAUUCUUGUUUGACAUGUACAAUUAAUGGUUGUACUCAAUGCCAAGCUGGUUUUAAAUUAAUUAAUAGAUAUUGUAGGAAUAUUUGUGGAGAUUCUAUUGUUGUGGAUGGAGAGGAUUGUGAUGAUGGCAAUUUAGAUCCAUUUGAUACAUGUCAUUAAUGUAUUUAUUAAUGUUAAAGUGAAUGUUUGUAAUGUAAAGAAGGAUAUUGCUUAUUUUGUAUUGAUGGAUUUUUAGCUUUUGAUGGAAUAUGUGUAGAUAUUUAUAAUAUUCCAAUUAUUCCUUAUUAUGAAUAAUAUUAUCAUGACAUAAUUGAAUUUUGUAAAAUAUAAAUUUAUGGAAUCUGCUAUGAAUGUCAUAAAGACUGUCAUUUAAAUAUUAUUUAUAAUGUUUGUGAAUUAGAUGAAAACAAGGGAAUUAUUAAGAUUGAAAUAGAUGAAACUUUACCUUAACUUAUUUAAUAUUGUCAAAUUUAGAUAAAUGAUAUGUGCAUUAUUUGUUAUAAAAAUUAUGAACUAGAUAUAUUUACUAAUGUGUGUGAACCUAUAUGUGGAGAUGGAAUUCUCAGUGGAACAGAAGAGUGUGAAGAUUAUAAUCAUUAAGUUCUUGAUGGAUGUUAUCAAUGUAAAUAUCAAUGUAAUUAAUACUGCGAAAUCUGUGAGUUUGGAAAAUGUAUCCUAUGUUAAUUAAAUGCUAUUUAUGUUCCAGCAACGUAUUAAUGUGAAAGUGUAUAAUUAUGUACCUAACCUGGAAGCUACUAUAAUUAAGAUAUUAAUUAGUGUUAUAGUAUUUGUGGUGAUGGUCUAACAUAUUUAAACGAAGAGUGUGAUGAUGGUAAUGAUAUAAAAUUUGAUGGGUGUCAUUAAUGUAAAUAUUCUUGUUAACCUGGUUAUAAAAUAACUAAUGGAGAAUGUAUUCUAAAUUAAAUUGAAUGUGAUGAGGGAUAUGAUUAUUCUUUUAGUAGCUUAUCUUGUAAGCCUGUUUGUGGAGAUGGAAUCAUUAUUAAGCCUUUUGAAGAAUGCGAUGAUGGCAAUGAAGUAAUAGAUGAUGAAUGUCAUUUAUGCAAAUUAUAAUGUAGUAUUAAUUGCUAAGUAUGUUCAAUUCAAAAUAUUUGUCUCGAAUGUAAGGAAGGCUAUGAAUUAAUUGAUUUUACAUGCUAAUACUUAAAUAACUAAAUAUGUUAAAUAAAUAAUUGUGAAAUUUGUCAACAAGAUUAAUGUUUAGACUGUUUUAUUGGAUAUUAUUCAAAUACUAAUGAAUGCAUUCCUCUAUGUGGUGAUGGAAUUCUAACUAAAUAAGAAGAAUGUGAUGAUGGUAAUCUUAUUAAUGGCGAUGGUUGUGAGGAUGAUUGUAUCCUAACAGAAAAUGCAUUAUGUAGAAAUGACGAAUGUAUUAUUCUAAUCUAUCCAUAUCCAAUCUUAGAAUUUGAUAAAGAAAAUUAAGGUGUUUAAUAUAUCAAUCUUAGAUAUAGUUCAUAAAUGA